UGUCUUUAAAGCAUGUGAGCUGCUGAACAAGCUAGUCUAGUCGCGUUCUACGAAAGGUCAUCUUUGAAAUUGGAUCACGUACUGGUCCAUCACCACUACCUUAAUUAACUCAAAGGUGAGCCAUGCCGUCGGUUCCCUCCAGCACAGAUACUGUGCGCCCUGUGUCCUCCGUCUGCCCCCACGCAGCUAUGCUCCACAACGACGACACCAAUGCCAACGGAGAGGCCGGUAUUUUGAAUGGGGGGUCCAAGGUCAACGGAGAAGCAAUGUUGAAUGACCCCAAGUUCUCCAUGAAUGGAUCGGCCCAAGUGAAUGGGGACGAGGUGGAGAAGGACCUGGAGAACGCAGCCGCGGGCACUGAGGAGAGGCAGUGGAUCCGUCCUGAUCUGCCCAGUAGAUGCACCUGGAAACUCGGCGUGUCCUCUGCUGAGUCCCCUCACUGCCACCCUAAACGGACCGAAGCCCCCAGAAUUCUACCAAACAUCCUCAGGAGGAUCGGAGACACACCUCUGGUCCGCAUGAACAAGAUACCCAAAGCCUUCGGCCUCAAGUGUGAACUCUUGGCCAAGUGUGAGUUCUUCAAUGCAGGGGGCAGUGUGAAGGACCGUAUCAGUCUGAGAAUGGUGGAGGAUGCAGAGAGAGCUGGCAUCCUCAAACCUGGAGACACCAUCAUCGAGCCCACCUCUGGCAACACAGGUAUUGGUCUGGCCCUGGCCUCUGCAGUCAAAGGCUAUCGCUGCAUCAUCGUCAUGCCUGAGAAGAUGAGCAUGGAGAAGGUGGACGUGCUGAGAGCCUUGGGGGCGGAGAUCGUGCGUACCCCCACCGCCGCCCGUUUUGAUUCGCCAGAGUCCCACGUGGGCGUAGCCUGGCGUCUGAAGAACGAGAUCCCCAACUCGCACAUCCUUGACCAGUACCGUAACGCUAGCAACCCCCUAGCCCACUACGACAGUACUGCUGAGGAGAUCCUGGAGCAGUGUGAUGGUAAGGUGGACAUGUUGGUGGCAGGAGCUGGCACAGGUGGCACCAUCACUGGCAUCGCCCGCAAGCUGAAGGAGAGAUGCCCCAACAUAAAGAUCGUGGGCGUGGACCCUGAGGGUUCUAUCCUGGCUGAGCCAGAGGAGCUGAACAUGACAGACAAGACCCAAUACGAGGUGGAGGGCAUCGGAUAUGACUUCAUCCCCACCGUGCUCGACAGAUCUGUGAUUGACACGUGGUAUAAGUCCAAUGACGAGGAGUCCUUUGCCAUGUCACGCAUGCUGAUUAGGGAGGAGGGGCUUCUCUGCGGAGGUAGUUCAGGCACGGCCAUGUCUGCAGCAGUCCGAAUGAGUACAGAGCUGAAGGAGGGACAACGCUGUGUCGUCAUCCUGCCUGACUCCAUCCGCAACUACAUGUCUAAGUUCCUCAGUGACAAGUGGAUGUGUGAUAAGGGCUUCCUAAGCCUAGAGGACCUGAUGGUAUCCAAACCCUGGUGGUGGAACCUGACACUGCAGGGUCUGAACCUGUGUGCCCCUCUCACCGUGCUACCCUCCGUCAACAUCAAGAAGACCAUCAAGAUCCUCAAGGAGAAGGCUUUUGACCAGGCACCUGUCGUUGACGAGUCCGGCAUGAUCCUAGGGAUGGUUACCCUGGGCAACAUGUUGUCUUCAGUGCUGGCUGGGAAGGUCAAAGCAUCUGACCCUGUCUCCAACGUGCUCUACAAACAAUUCAAACAGGUGCAACUGACAGAUAACCUGGGAAUGCUGUCCUGUAUCCUGGAGACAGAUCACUUUGCCUUGGUGGUGCAUGAGCAGAUCCAAUACAUGGCGGAUGGCUCCCACUGUCUGAGACAGAUGGUGUUUGGGGUGGUGACAGCCAUUGACCUACUCCACUACAUCACCACGCGUGAGAGGCGGGGAAGCGCACGGGAUCGCACGCUGUCGGAGUGCUCCAUAACGUCCGAGUGCUCGCUGACCGAAGAGCUGUAACCACUUCCUGUUUCCUGUGCGGAGGAGGAAGUGACCGCCCGCGUGACACACCCUCCGAACAAUGACAAUGAAGAAGAUGAUGUAGACUUUUAGGAGUGGCAGAGGUUGUGGUUUAGUCUUAAAAUAAUUGUAUAUUAUUUUCCACACUUCUUGGCUACAGCUGUUUUGUAAUUUUUCUGUGAUUAUAAUCAUAAUUUACUGUAGCCUAUGCUGUGAUGGAAGUAACGUAGCUGGUUUCUGAUACAUAGUUUUCCGCUAACUUUAAGGUAUAUAAAUUACAUUUUACAAACGGUGUGCAACUAGAUGUUUCCAUCUGUCUUGCCUCUUCAUUAUUGAAAGUAACUUUUACUUUAUUUUCUCUUAAAAAUAAUAGUGUUCCUCUGACUUUUCAUUUUAUUGCAGAGCAUACUAAAACAUUAGAAUAUACUCAGUAAAUUUGAAUCUUUCAGCUAAAUAGUCAUCAUCUAGCUACCAUUUUGUAUUGCAUUGAGAUUUGUAUGUAAUGUGACUUUCAUUUAAUGGGGAACAACAAAACAUUUCUGAAAUUUGCUGUUCCCCUUUUAGAAAUAAAAGCCCAUCGUAGUUUUUCUUUGAUACAAACAGUUACAUUGCCAUCUAGUGAUGGCUAAAGACAUAGCAUGUGCCUAAAAUGGUAAUUUGGGUUCAUCGAUCUUAGUUGAAUACCUAUUCAGUAUGGAAAAAAUAGAGGCGUUACAUUGACAACAUUCAAAGAGAGAGGAUGUCAAUGAAGGGUACCUGUCUUUUGUUUGAAGGGUUUGGCUUUGAAGAGUAACCAAGCACACAGGGUAGGUCAAGCCAUGGAUAGGUGAGUUUGGCACAAAACCAAACUGCAACCCAAACAGUAUGACUUGUGUUGGGUCAAUUUUUUUUAUUGUAUUGAAACAAGACGUAUUGAAUAAGGCUAUAUUGAAUAGUUGGCUGGUUGAAAGUAUUUAAAGUAGCCUAACAGUGCAGGUCUUUUAUACAGACCUGUCUGGGGCAGGUUGUUUAAGUUGGGUUGUUUGACCUUUUUUUGCUACUUUUCUGUUCUGUUUGACUUAAUGUUCAAUCAUGAAUGUGUUAUGUUAUGUAUGACCUUGGACCCAGAGCUGUUAUGAUCUAUUCAAUAACUUCCACUUUAGCAGGGAUGGAUGUGUAUGUAAAUGACUUUAGUGUCAUAUUUGCGUGAGGUGGAGCGUGUUGUGAUGCUGUUAUGGUUAUGAAAGUGAUAUUUGAACAAUAUUCCCUGUCUUUAUUUCCACCCUGGCUCUGGGUUCAGCUGUUCAUUUCAUAUUUCUCUUGAUUUGUCGAUUUCAGGUUAUUUUGUGAUGUAACUAUUAUUACUGGCUUCCAUUAAAGUAUUUUUUUCUCUUGAA
This is a messenger RNA of Coregonus clupeaformis (lake whitefish), 3340 nucleotides long. RefSeq names its product cystathionine beta-synthase. NCBI's taxonomy places the organism in Eukaryota, Metazoa, Chordata, Actinopteri, Salmoniformes, Salmonidae. The transcript is spliced from 14 exons. Gene Ontology annotation, cellular component: cytoplasm. The record is from RefSeq and is a predicted model, not a curated record. Gene Ontology annotation, molecular function: cysteine synthase activity; cystathionine beta-synthase activity. The coding region runs from base 123 to 1964 and encodes 613 amino acids.